AUGGAUUUUGUCGCUGGAAUGUUUGGUGGUUUGUUUUUUUUCAAGAUUUUCGAAGUUAGGGCUACUUUAAAUUAGGAUUACCGGAGAAUCGAGAUUACUGUAGCUCAAGUUUCCCAAUUUCAAGAUUACGGGGAGCAAUCGAGAAAAUGUGUGAAAUUUUUCCAUAAAUUCUAAAUCUGAUCAAAAAGGGGGAAUUCUGGAUCGACUGAUUUUUUGUAGUGAAAAACUUCAUGAAAAGUUGAAAAAAGUCUAAUCAAAAUUUCUUGAAAAAUAUCUUACUGGCUAGAUUCUUCGGCUUCAUUCCUGAAUUCUUCAAAUUUUAAAUUUUCCGAAUUCAAAAACUCUAGAACUUCUCAUAUUUUCUCCCGAGUCAUUCAAAAAACUUUAAAACCUUCUCACUAUUUUCCAGGAGCUGCUGGUGUUUUGGCCGGUCACCCUUUGGAUACUGUAAAAGUCCGCCUCCAAACUCAAAAUGCCACUCAAGGAACCUCCCCGCAAUAUCGCGGAACAUGGCAUUGUUUUUCAAUGAUUGUCAAAAAAGAGGGAUUUGGUGGAUUGUAUAAAGGUUGGUUCUUUUUCUCUAUUUUUCAAAACUGAACUCAAAUUCUUUCUGAUAAUGUUUUUUUUUCUGAAGAUGAAGAAUCUUUUCAUUUUUGAUCUUAUCAUUUUGUAAUGUCUUUGACAAGAUGACAAAAUCCUUCGACAUAACCCGAAAAUAGUUGUGUUGGGUUGUAAAAUAAAUCAUAGAUUUAUUUAGGACUCUCAUCUCCAUUAGCAUCAUUAUCUGCGAUCAAUGCGAUUGUUUUUGGUGUUCAUGGAACUGCUUGUCGAGAAUUUAAAAAUCCUGAUUCGAUUCAAGCACAUUUUUCAGCUGGUGUUGCUGCGGGAAUUGCUCAAAGUGUUGUUGGUAAGAUUUUGUUGUUGUAAUUUUGUUUUGGGUCCUAUUCUUGAAAAUUCUGAAUUAUUUUUUAUUUUAUUUUCUUCCAAAGUAAUUUUUCUCAAGAAUUUUUCCAUUUUCCAAAAUUUUCUCCCGAACUUUGGAUAACUACGAACGUUGAUUUUCCAGCUGCUCCAACAGAACGGAUUAAAUUAUUAUUGCAAAUUCAAAAUGACGCGGCACAUACCAAAUAUCGAGGACCAAUUGAUGCAACUCGGCAAAUUGUCAAAAAACAUGGAUGGCGGAGUUUGAACAGGUUAGAUUUUUUUAACUUACAAUUUGAGUUUGCAAUUUCCAAACUCAAUCUUUUUCAGAGGAUUUGUGGCAACUGUUGCUCGAGAUGCUCCAGCUUUUGGUGUUUAUUUCGCUUCUUAUGAAAUGAUGGCUCGAGCAAUGAGCCAAGAUGGAAAAAUGGAAUCAUUAACAUCAAUGCAAUUAUUAUUAGCUGGUGGCGGAGCAGGAAUGCUUUCGUGGCUUUUCAAUUAUCCAGCUGAUAUUAUCAAAUCAAGGUUUCAAGUGAGUUUAUUCUCUUGUUUUUUCUCAAACCCUUAUAUAUUUUUUCUAGGCUGAUACUUCAUAUAAAUCAUAUUUACAUUGCAUAAAAGCAACAUACGCUGAAAGAGGAAUUCGAUCAUUUUAUAUUGGUUUGAAUUCUGCACUUAUUCGAGCAUUUCCAUCAAAUGCUGCCACAUUUUUCACAGUUGAAUGGACUUAUCGAUUAUUACUUGAUUUUAAUGUUUUGGGAGUUGGCACGGAUACUGUUAUCGAAAAGAAUUCGGUUAGUUUUUUGGUUUUUUUUUGAAUUUGGAAAAAAUAGUUUUUGUUUAGCUUUAGAAUUGAAUUGAAUAUUGAAAUUGUUUUAUUUAGAAAUGCAAAAAGUUUUUGACAAAUGCUGAUAUUUGGUCAUCAAAUUCGAUUUAUUAUCUACUUUUACCGGAAGCUGGUUCAACAAUAAUUGAUCGAUAUGUUUGA
Caenorhabditis angaria is the source of this 1909-nucleotide messenger RNA. NCBI's taxonomy places the organism in Eukaryota, Metazoa, Nematoda, Chromadorea, Rhabditida, Rhabditidae. The record is from the annotation of a GenBank genome assembly.